AUGGCGGCAAAUUCAGCAGACCGCUUACCAAGAGCGCUGGAUUGCUCAGAUUUGGCAAAAGAAUGGCCAAAAUGGAAGCAGCAGUUUCACAUCUUUAUGAUUGCGAAUAACAAAAUCAACGAGGACGAGCGGAACAAGAUCGCGAUCUUUUUAUGGCUAGUUGGUGAUCAUGGAGUUGAAAUAUACAACACAUUAUUUCCCAGCAACGGAGACAUGAAGGCAAUGUUCGGUGAAAUUGUCGAAAACAAUACAAAAAAAGAUGAUAAGGGAGAUGCUGCUAAAAAAGAAGAAAUAGGCAGAACAUUGGAUGACGUCAUUACUGCUUUUGAUUCUUACUGUCUUCCAAGAAAAAAUUUGGCCAUCGAAGCGUUCAAAUUCAACUUCAUAGAGCAGAAAGAAAAUCAACCCUUUGCAGAGUUUGAAACGGCACUACGAAAACAAAUGGCAUUUUGCGAAUUUGAGUGUGCAAAUUGUCACGCAUCCUAUGCUGACCGAAUGCUUCGUGAUCGUAUUAUAGUCGGCAUCCAGAAUAAAACGUUGCAGCUAAAAUUGUUGGAUGCAAAAGAUGAGCCGCUUAAAAACGUCGUAGAAAUGUGUAAAACGUAUGAGGCUGCAUCAAAACACAAGCAGCUAAUUCAGACCAACGAUGUACAUCACCUCAAUAGUGUAGAAAAAGAUGCUGGAAAUUGGAAAAUAGACACAAUUCAGCGUAGUGAACUUCAUAAGGCAAGCUGCUAUAACUGUGGACAACCUUUUAACGGGAGUCAUCGUCGUUAUUGUCCUGCAAAGAAUGUGACCUGUAACAAUUGCGGAAAGCGGGGACAUUUCAUGAAAUUCUGCAAAGCUCCGAAGAUCAACAGUGACAUCUCACGAGAACCGGUACGAACAACGCAUGAAGUGAAGCAAAGGAACGACAAAGAUGUAAACAUGAUCGCGUGGGCUGAUUCAGAGUAAACUGUAACGUAGCAACAGUGGGUUCCAAUUACAAAUGGACUAAACGAUACCUAAUUCAGGACUGGCCAGUGGAAUUUAAGCUUGAUACCGGUGCAGAUGUCAAUUGCAUUCCUGUUAGCGUGGUUACCCGUAUGAACUUACCGUUGUCGAAAGAGCGUACAUUUAAUGUUGUGGAUUAUAAUAAUAAUCGUAUACAAAUACACGGUCAGAUUCGUCUUACUUGUGUUGACGAAGAAACCAAAAA
Molecule: messenger RNA, 1198 nt
Organism: Anopheles gambiae (African malaria mosquito)
Lineage: Eukaryota; Metazoa; Arthropoda; Insecta; Diptera; Culicidae
Exons: 2
Coding region: 1-954 (317 amino acids)
Molecular function (GO): zinc ion binding; nucleic acid binding
Source: RefSeq, a predicted model, not a curated record